Megalops cyprinoides (Indo-Pacific tarpon) is the source of this 2546-nucleotide messenger RNA. RefSeq names its product glycogen synthase kinase 3 alpha b (gene gsk3ab). Gene Ontology annotation, molecular function: protein serine/threonine kinase activity; ATP binding. The transcript is spliced from 10 exons. Lineage: Eukaryota; Metazoa; Chordata; Actinopteri; Elopiformes; Megalopidae. Gene Ontology annotation, cellular component: cytosol; cytoplasm; nucleus. The coding region runs from base 204 to 1526 and encodes 440 amino acids. The record is from RefSeq and is a predicted model, not a curated record. Gene Ontology annotation, biological process: negative regulation of TOR signaling; insulin receptor signaling pathway; regulation of neuron projection development.
CCAUGCAAGCACCGAGUGCGUCAGGUCUACUGCCCAGACAGACAGAAGAGAGAGAGGAGGAGACCGAGCAAUAGCCACCAAUACGCUACUAAUACCUUGUCUCUUUUAACGAUUAUUUAAGUCAAAACAGGCAGAACAGACAUUCACCUGGCCCAGGCUAGCGACCCCCGACUCCCCCUGCCCCGAUACCCUUAUACACAGAAAUGAGCGGCAGCGGGCGGCCCAGGACCAGCUCGUUUGCCGAGCCACCGGGGGUGUCCGGAACCGCUUCAUCCGCCGCCGGAUCGGCCGUUGCCGGGGGCAGCACCUCAGGAAAGUCCGGGGCGUCGCAGGCCUCAGGGGGCAGCUCGUCCGGAUUCGGGAGUCUGAAGCUGAGCAGAGACAGUGGCAAGGUGACGACUGUGGUGGCCACGCCUGGCCAAGGACCGGACCGCCCACAGGAAGUGUCCUACACGGACAUCAAGGUUAUCGGCAAUGGGUCCUUCGGCGUUGUGUACCAGGCACGCCUCAUCGACAGCCAGGAGAUGGUGGCCAUCAAGAAGGUGCUGCAGGACAAGAGGUUUAAGAACCGUGAGCUACAGAUCAUGAGGAAGCUGGACCACUGCAACAUUGUGAGGCUACGCUACUUCUUCUACUCCAGCGGCGAGAAGAAAGACGAGGUGUAUCUCAACCUGGUGCUGGACUUCGUGCCAGAGACUGUGUACAGGGUAGCUCGGCACUUCAACAAGGCCAAGACCACCAUCCCCAUCAUCUACGUCAAGGUGUACAUGUACCAGCUGUUCCGCAGCCUGGCCUACAUCCAUUCCCAGGGUGUCUGUCACAGAGACAUCAAGCCCCAGAACCUGCUGGUGGACCCCGAGACUGCCAUCCUCAAGCUGUGUGACUUCGGGAGCGCAAAGCAGCUGGUCCGCGGCGAGCCCAACGUCUCCUACAUCUGCUCGCGGUACUACCGCGCCCCCGAGCUCAUCUUCGGGGCCACCGACUACACCUCCAACAUCGACAUCUGGUCGGCGGGCUGCGUGCUGGCCGAGCUGCUGCUGGGACAGCCCAUCUUCCCCGGGGACAGCGGGGUGGACCAGCUGGUGGAGAUCAUCAAGGUCUUGGGGACCCCAACGAGGGAACAGAUCCGGGAGAUGAACCCCAACUACACAGAGUUCAAAUUCCCGCAGAUCAAAGCACACCCCUGGACAAAGGUGUUUAAGCCGCGCACCCCGCCGGAGGCCAUCGCGCUGUGCUCCCGGCUGCUGGAGUACACGCCCGUGACGCGGCUCUCUCCGCUGGAGGCCUGCGCCCACGCCUUCUUCGACGAGCUCCGCCAGCCAGGCGCCCGCCUGCCGAGCGGCCGAGAGCUGCCCCUGCUCUUCAACUUCAGCCCUGUUGAGCUGUCUAUCCAGCCCCAGCUGAACUCCACUCUCAUUCCUCCUCAUGCCCGUGCACAGACGUCGCCCGCUUCGCACGAGGGCAGUGUGUCAGACAGCCCAGCCCAGCCCAGCCCAGCACCUGGACCUCUCAGCAACAGCACCUGAAGACCCCUCGUUCUGUUUGUCUGUCAGAUCCCCUCUCCUCUACCCAUCUCCUUUCCCUCUUCUCCAACAUUACUGGCUCCAAACUGUAGUAAGCUGAUCCCUACACACUCACGCACACACACUCAUGCACAUACACGCACGCACGCACACUCACGCGCACAUUCAUAUGCGUACUCAAACUCCGGUCCCACAUAUCCCCCCACUUUUUGAUAAGUCAGCUGUCAUACAGGUUUUUCAUGUUAGUUUUGCAGCAGGGUAUAUAGUGGGAGUUUGACUGCAUUUGCAGGGACUGCCAGGUCAGUAUAAGCUAUGUCCAGGCUUGGUCUACUGUAGACGUCUUUUGUCUUCUCUAGUACUUGGCAGAUAUCAAAAUGAAGCCAGGCCAGUUCAGAAAAUCUGUCAUAUCCUUGGCAAAUGUAAAUGUUAAUUGCAUAGUCAGGGGAGAUUAAGAGGUAGGUUGUGUGUAAUCUUCACUUCAUUUUAUCCUAUAUUUUUUGAAUGUUUAUUUAUUUAAUUUCUCCAGACUUUGUUUAUUAUGACAAUGAAAAAACAUUGCUCAUAUAGAAUAUAUAAAUGUAGUUAAUUUCCAGUUUAAAUAGACCGUAAUCACCCUGUCCAGCAGUGUAAAACCUGUGGGCAAAUAGGGGCUCUGGGCAAACACCUCCACCUAGUGGUGAACCUUGGUACAAAUCAGAACUUUAAAAGCCCGUUUGCACAGACAGACUGAUUGUGUGGAUUCAUUUUGCUUUAACAUCACGGCAGUUUCUUUCUGUUGGGUUUGAGGAGGCUUGUGCCAGAGACUCUAGAGGAGCUUUACUGCAGUGUGAGAGUGUUGAUUCUCUGUUGUAGAACCAGUGUUGUGUCACUUCACAUUGCAGUUCAGUGAGAAACUCUCUGCUGUUCUCCGUACUGUGAGUUUAAAGACAAAGCAGGGCCGUUUAGUUCUGCACAUAAAUGGAGAGUAAGACUGUGGUUUUAUACUUUUUUAUAUGAAAUCAUCUAAAAAAAUGACAACAAAAA